Trematomus bernacchii (emerald rockcod) is the source of this 1691-nucleotide messenger RNA. It is a transcript of the gene slc25a20, whose product is annotated as solute carrier family 25 member 20. Gene Ontology annotation, molecular function: O-acyl-L-carnitine transmembrane transporter activity. Gene Ontology annotation, cellular component: mitochondrial envelope. Gene Ontology annotation, biological process: mitochondrial transport; carnitine transmembrane transport. The transcript has 10 exons. The record is from RefSeq and is a predicted model, not a curated record. NCBI's taxonomy places the organism in Eukaryota, Metazoa, Chordata, Actinopteri, Perciformes, Nototheniidae. The coding region runs from base 121 to 1029 and encodes 302 amino acids.
CCAGAGUGCGGCGGUGUCGCACUCAGAGCGGUCCGGGUGAGAAAGUGGGUGAAAGGUCCAGAGGCAGGAGUGACAGCAGCUCACCAACACACCUCACCGAGACACAAACACACAGUCAAAAUGUCCAAACAGAAGCAGCAGGCGAUCAGUCCUCUGAAGAACUUCUUCGCUGGAGGCUUUGGAGGAGUCUGCCUUGUCGCAGCCGGACACCCUCUCGACACCAUUAAGGUGCGUUUACAGACACAAGCCAAACCCAAACCCGGAGAGAAGCUCAUCUAUGCUGGAACCAUCGACUGCUUUAAAAAGACCUUAGCCAAAGAGGGUUUCAAAGGACUCUAUAAAGGCAUGGCAGCCCCGAUCAUCGGGGUCACACCCAUGUUUGCUGUCUGUUUCCUUGGAUUUGGAAUGGGCAAGAAAUUCCAACAGAAAACCCCCGAUGAUAUCCUUACGUAUCCUCAGCUGUUUGCGGCAGGGAUGUUAUCUGGUGUGUUCACCACGGCCAUCAUGGCUCCUGGAGAGCGAAUCAAAUGCCUCCUACAGAUCCAGGCAGCGACAGGAGAGGUGAAGUAUUCGGGACCCAUGGACUGUGUGAAACAGCUCUACAAACAGUCUGGGAUCAGAGGGAUCUACAGAGGCACCGCUCUGACUCUCAUGAGAGAUGUUCCAGCCAGUGGGAUGUACUUCACGUCCUACGAGUGGUUGAAGAACGUCCUCACACCGGAGGGAAAAAGCCACAACGAGCUCAGCAUUCCCAGUGUGCUGUUCGCCGGGGGCAUGGCCGGCAUCUUCAACUGGGCCGUCGCCAUCCCAGCUGACGUUCUGAAGUCACGUUACCAAACAGCUCCUGAUGGAAAAUAUCCCAAUGGUUUCCGGGACGUUCUGCGGGAGCUGAUCAGAGAGGAGGGCGUGGGCUCUCUGUAUAAAGGCUUCAACGCAGUCAUGCUUAGAGCUUUCCCUGCAAACGCUGCUUGUUUCUUAGGGUUUGAGAUGGCGAUGAAGUUCUUUAACUGGAUAGCACCGGAUCUGUGAUGAAGACUCAGCAUCGCCUUCAUUUGUGAAACCGAAGAAGAGUGCUCGUAACACAACGUAGUUAUUAGCAACACACACACACACACACACACACACACACACACUCAAUGAAUCACAGAGAGAUUUUUCCAAUUUCCUAUAAUGUGCUUUUUAUCUUUGAAACCUCAAGCUAUGCAGGGCACUUGGAUCAUUCAGACCUGCGGUGGAUUCAGAGCAGAGAUGUUGGCUCGGUACCAAUAUAUAUACACACACACACACACACACACACACACACACACACACACACACACACACACACACACACACACACACAGACAGCCGAUUGUUCUCACUCCUUUUUGCUUUACUUGUUUUCUUUAAAUGGUGUUCUUUUUUAUAUCAGAAAAGGAGUGAAGUGAGCAUGUCGUGCCUUACCUUACCGUUAUCUGCGAGCAGGUGUGAAUAUCAGGGAAAAGGUGCUCUGCGUUGUUCUGUGUGUGUUCAGUCUCUCAGCAAUACAACACUUCCUGUGAGCUCCGCCUCCACUCAGCGACACCGACGCUAGCUACACUUUCUGUUUGUUUUAAUGUGAAAUAUCAGAGUAAUCAUACUGAGAUUGAUUGAACAGUUUAUGAAUGUCAUCAUGUACAAAUAUUAAAGCAGAAUCCAUAUUUAGAAGAAUA